Sabethes cyaneus is the source of this 1360-nucleotide messenger RNA. Its product is annotated as 17-beta-hydroxysteroid dehydrogenase 13-like. Gene Ontology annotation, cellular component: lipid droplet. NCBI's taxonomy places the organism in Eukaryota, Metazoa, Arthropoda, Insecta, Diptera, Culicidae. The record is from RefSeq and is a predicted model, not a curated record. Gene Ontology annotation, molecular function: oxidoreductase activity, acting on the CH-OH group of donors, NAD or NADP as acceptor. Bases 166 to 1167 code for a protein of 333 amino acids. The transcript has 5 exons.
UGGUUGGAUGUGUAUUCCUUUUUUUGCGCCUUUGUUUUAUUGGAUUUUUUCUAAUCAAAUUUCAUUAGUCAGGUGCACUGGUGUUUUAAAAUAGCGGAUUCGUGACCUUAAACUAAGUGACUAAGUCGGUGUUCGAUAUCAAGUCACUAAUACACUGUACUCAAGAUGUCUAGUGGAAAAGUGCUUAUAAAACAUGAAUCACAAGCGUCUUACAUUCCGACUUGGCUCGAGUGCCACAGAAAACCGGUUUCGAUGAUCCUCAGACUGUAUUCUAGUUUUAUCCUCUUCUGGGACUUCUGCAUUAUAUUGGUCUAUUUUGCGCUGCAACUUGUACGUUCACUGUAUCAGAUGGUGAGGCCACCGAGACGGAAAUCAGUGGCAGGAGAAAUCGUGGCGAUUUUUGGCACCAGUCGCGGUGUGGGACGUGACUUGGCGUUUCAAUUAGCCGAACAGGGCGCCAAGGUGGCCUGUGUCGAUAUCAACACAACGGACAACGACGCGCUGGUCCGGAGUAUUAACUCCACCGGCUACAUUGCCCAUGCGUUCGAGUGCGACGUGACCAACAAGAAUGACGUAAUUCGGACAACGAACGCAAUCGAAAAGACGUUCGGCCCCAUCACGAUGCUGUUCCACUGCUGCGGUGUGCCCAGUCCACGUUCUCUGAUUACGGAUGCGCCGUCCAUUCAGGCCACCCUGGAGCUGAGUGUCGUCUCACAUUUCUGGCUCCUGGAAGCGAUUCUACCGAAAAUGAAACGCCACAACCACGGUCACAUUGUGUUCCUCACGUCGGUAGCGGGCCUGAGUGGUGUGAAGCACCAAACGCCACUUUCGGUUGCCCAAUUUGCCGUGCAGGGCCUAUUCGAGUCGGUACUGGACGAGCUUCGUAUCGAGAAGUUUCACGGUAGCAUCCAUACCUCGCUGGUGCAUCUGUAUCCGUUCGUGAUAACACCCAAGUGCCGCAACGACAUCCGGAUGCGCAUACCGUCCGCAUUCGGGACGAUUUCGUCUGAGGAAGCCGCCCGGCGGAUCAUCGCUGGCGUCCGGCGGAACCAGCUGGAGAUUAGCAUUCCCAAGUAUAUGCUGCUGCUGGGACACGUGGUGAGAUUAUUGCCCCGACGGGCCACUCUGCUACUGCGAGAGCUGUUCGAUACCGGAGUUGAGUUUUGAGAAAUGGUUCCGAUAGGGACGGACGAGGGAACUAUACAAACCGAUGCCAUAUUGAUUCUAUUUGUUUUUUGUUGCAUAGAACUCGACAUUUACCAUACCGAAGAUUGAUAUUUUGUGUUCACUACUAACACAGUUGAAAUGUAUUAUAUAGUAAUUGCUGUUACACGGAGAUCAUUUGAUAGCGCGAAUAAAG